Messenger RNA from Cadophora gregata, 1195 nucleotides. RefSeq lists its product as uncharacterized. Bases 893 to 1195 code for a protein of 100 amino acids. The record is from RefSeq and is a predicted model, not a curated record. NCBI's taxonomy places the organism in Eukaryota, Fungi, Ascomycota, Leotiomycetes, Helotiales, Ploettnerulaceae. The transcript has a single exon.
AGGAAUUUUCCCAGUUGGUCUCAACCACUGUCGUCUAUGAGCUAUUUCCCAAGCUCUUUCUGUCUCGUUCUUCUCCUCUCAGACUCGGAUCUUUCGGUCCUCUCCUCAGCGGAUGAGAACACGAGAGUCGUUGAAAUCAUGGACAUCUUCCCCCAAUGGCGGGGGGUUCUGAAGUAAAACAUCCAGAAUGAAGAGCGAAAUCAGAGAAGUAGUGCAUGGUCUUUCCAUGAGGCAAGGAGAUUAGGAUGAAGUGUCCCCAAACUCCGGGGCAUAUCUGAGAGAUCUAAGAGAGAUAUUGAAUUCCUAUUUCUUUCCUCACUGCACUCGAAAUGAACUACCGAUUUUGCAUGAUUUCUCGGUACAAAUGCUUCUGCAAUCCACAAGACAAUUCGGCAGUGUUGCGAAAUCUGGUUGCCUCUUCACAUUCUUCCACCUCCAUUAUGCUGCUUCAUAUCCAGCAUCCAGUUUUACGCUUUUCGCAGAUUCGUGAGUCGGAUAUAAAGAUACAUCGGAAUCAAAAAUAUAUUAUAAAAAUGAUGCAUGUAUUUUACUUGUUUCUCGGAUUCGGGUUCUAUUGCUCUUGAUCAACAAUUUCGAGCCCGUCAUUCAAGAGGUAUCUAUCUACCUUUCAAGAUCCAUUCCCAUGUAUUGAUCAAGAUCAUUGAAGGCGUUUAACAUGCAGGCGAGGGAAUGGAUAUCUGCCUGUGAUAUGUGCUUGAUAGCACUAGACGUUCAACUUCAUUAACAGAAGUCUGGCCUUGCGUGAGGUGCUAUUGUCUUCCAUUAUUGUUCGUGGACUGAUCUGGCCAGGAAAAGUCUAAGAUUGGUGAGAAUCGAGGUCUCUGGUGAUGGGAGGUAGGACGGUGGCUUGUACAGUACGAGUCAUAGCUACAUGAGAGACAUGCAGUGUAUUGGGAAAGAUUUGAGAGGUGGAGGUAGAGGCGGAGUGUCGCUGGGUAACAUCGCCGGAACGACAUCUGUCAAUGUCUUCCUCAGUACAGUGGUAUUAUCUUUUUCUGUCCUUACACCCAGGAAGAUGCCAGUUAUCCCGCUAGGAGUAAUAAUCACUAUGAUUGUAGUACAUCCGCCAACGGAUUGGCUAUCAUUCGGCAAACGAUGGGACAAUGAAGAGGCAGACGAUGGAACGAUGAACGCUACCCAGGAUGAUGCGACUUGCAAGGAUGGGAAGAAGUAG